UAUUUCUCUCGGUUUGCUAUUCAAUUAUCUCUCUUCACACCCAUGGCUACAGCAUCUGCCAUGUUGAUAGUUAGAGUUAUUCCACCAGCUCAUUUUUCUUCAUCAUCAUUUUCUUCUUCUUCUUCUUCUUCUUCUUUCCAAGCAUAUCCAAAAGCUUCCAUGGACAAUCAAACUCCACCAACCAACUUCAAUGCCCCUAUUAAUAUUCCUCACUCUCAAAAAUGGACCAUUCCUUUAAAUUACUCUUUUCUUCCAACUUCUCUUCCUGCAGAUCCACAAAUUUCCCCUUUAAAUGAGGAAAUGGACAAUAAAUAUGAAUAUGAAAUGAAGAUAUUGAAGCACUUGUUAAGUGAAACUGCAAAAAAUGGUUCUUUGGAGGUCUUGAACAUGAUUGAUGGAAUACAACGUUUAGGAAUUGAUCACUGCUUCAAAGAGGAGAUUGAAGCAAUUCUAAAAGAACAAUACACAAUAAUGGCAACUCAUCAUUAUUUUGAUACUAAAUGUUCCCUUCAUGAGGUUGCUCUUCGCUUUCGACUCUUAAGACAGCAUGGUUAUUUUAUACCUUCAGAUGUGUUUGAAAGUUUCACUGCUAAGAAUGGUGAAUUGAACAAAAAGGUUUUUGAAGAUAUUGAAGGGUUGACGAGUGUAUAUGAAGCUUGUCAACUAUGCUUGCCUGGAGAAGAAAAACUAGAGAUAAUUGGGGAAUUUUGUGGCCAUAUCUUGAGGACACAAAUUAGAAAUCUUGAAAAUGGUAUGGCCAAACAUGUCGGAGAUACUUUGACUAAUCCCUUCCACAAAAGUUUGGCCAAAUUGUUUAUUAAAACCCACUUUGGAUUUCAAGCCACAAAUAAGUGGAUUUUUGCCUUCCAAAAAUUGGCGAAGUUGGAUUUCAAUAGAGCUCAGAAGUCGUACCAACAUGAAAUAUCUCAACUUAUUCUGUGGUGGAAGAAGACAGGAUUAUCUGAAGAAUUAAAGUUUAGUAGACAUCAACCUCUUAAAUGGUAUAUUUGUUCAUUAGUAUGCUUAGGAGAUCCAAAAUUUUCAGAAGAAAGAGUUGAGCUUACAAAAUCAAUAUCUUUUAUAUACCUUCUUGAUGAUAUCUACGAUUUAUAUGGUUCCAUUGAAGAACUUAGACUCUUCACACAAGCAAUUCAAAGAUGGAACUUGGAAGCUAUCAACAGCUUACCCCACCCAAUGAAAUUUUGCUAUAUCAAACUUUAUGAAACCACAAAUGAACUCAGCCACAAGUUCUCUCUAAAGCAUGGUUGGAACCCUAUCCAUUGCUUACAAAAAUCGUGGACUAGCCUUUGUGAGGCAUUUUUAGUGGAAGCAGAAUGGUUUGCUUCUGGCCAUUUUCCAAGUGCUAAAGAAUAUUUAGAGAAUGGAGAAGUUAGUUCAGGAGUACAUGUUGUUUUAGAACACACCUUUUUUCUAUUAGGCCAGGGAAUAAACAACAAAACUCUCCAACUUUUGGAUACCAACCCAGCCAUUGUAUCUUCCACCGCAUCAAUUCUACGACUUAGCGACGAUUUGGGAAGUGCAAAGGAUGAGAAUCAAGAAGGAUACGAUGGGUCGUAUAUUGAUUACUACAUGAAGGAAAAUCCGGAGAUCUCUGUCGAUAGCGCACAACAGCGUGUUAACCACAUGAUUUCAGAUGCAUGGAAGAGAUUGAACCAAGAAAGCCUUUCUCCAAAUAAUCCAUUUCCAGAAACAUUCAUACAAGCUUCUCAAAAUAUGGCCAGAUUUGUUCCUGUUUUAUAUGGUUAUGAUGAAAAUCAAAACCUUCCAACUCUCGAGAAGCUGAUGAAAUUUGUGCUCUAUGAAAGUGUACAAAUUUAAAUUAGCUAUCUCUCUCUUUUGGGUGGGAUCAAUUGUCAGCAUGUUUACCACUUAGAUAAUUGAUUAGAGUAAAUAAAAUGCUUUUGAUUCUCAAGUGUGGUUGUUGGAAACCUUUCACUGA
Cucumis sativus (cucumber) is the source of this 1960-nucleotide messenger RNA. RefSeq names its product (3S,6E)-nerolidol synthase 1. Lineage: Eukaryota; Viridiplantae; Streptophyta; Magnoliopsida; Cucurbitales; Cucurbitaceae. The record is from RefSeq and is a predicted model, not a curated record. Gene Ontology annotation, molecular function: magnesium ion binding; terpene synthase activity. The transcript has 7 exons. The coding region runs from base 43 to 1839 and encodes 598 amino acids.